AUGGCGGGGUUCGAGGUUAGAAUGUGCAAUAGCCAAAAGGGUAAGGGCCUCUUUGCUACAAAGGAGUUUUUGCCGGGAGAUGUAAUUUUAGAAGAGGAACCAUUAGUUUCUUGUCAGUUUGCUCAUAAUGCUGCAUACAGAUAUUUAGCCUGUGACCAUUGCAUGAGACCUUUAGAAACACCAGAACAGAAUGUAAGGCGCCUGUCAGCCAAACAGGAUAUAAUUUUACCACAUUCCAACUGUUUUGAGACUGAUCUUUUGAAUAUCACAAGCUGUAAUCAAUGUGGUAUAUUAUAUUGUUCUCAAGAAUGCAAGGAGAUAUCAUAUGCAACUUAUCACCGGAGCUUGUGUUAUAUACAAAGUGAAGUUCUGCAUCCAAUUAGUGUGCUUGUUGAGACUUGGAAACAAAUCCAUUAUCCUCCUGAGACUACCAACAUUAUGUUAGUCGUCCGUUUAUUGGCAUAUAUCCAGCAACAUGAUGACCCGGCCCUAGCUGCAGAAAAUGUCAAACAGUUCUGUCAUAGAACAAUCAAUGAAGAUGCAGAGCUUGUACACAAAUUGUUAGGAGAAAAGUUCAGUGACCAGUUGAAUACAUUGAGGGAAAUGACAGCUAAUGUUAUUAGAGGAGAAUAUAUAGAUGAGUUCCUAACCCCAGAAGGAUUUUCCUCUUUAAUGGCUCUUGUGGGUACAAAUGGUCAGGGUAUUGGCACAAGUCCCUUAGCACUGUGGGUGAAUUCAGUGUCUCAAUUGACCAUGUCAGAUGACGAAAGGCAGCAACUAGAUGUUUUUAUAGAUAAAAUAUAUCAAUAUGUUGAAGAAGAAUCAGGCCAGUUCCUUAACACAGAAGGUUCAGGUUUAUAUCAACUUCAAAGUGCUUGCAAUCACAGUUGCGCUCCAAAUGCUGAAUCAUCGUUCCCAUAUGGAAACCACAGAAUACAGCUCAAAGCUAUAAGACAUAUUAAGCCGGGUGAUGAAAUACACAUAAGUUAUUUGGAUGAUUGCACUCUACAAAGGUCUAGACAUUCAAGACAGAGGGUAAGUACCUUAAAAUAUUCAAAUAUAUUUUAUUUUCUUUCUCAAUUAUCUUAUACUAAUAUUAUAAAGCUGAAGAGUUUGUUUGUUUGCUUGAAAGCGCUAAUCUCCGAAACUACUGUUUCGAAUUGA
Messenger RNA from Danaus chrysippus (African queen), 1164 nucleotides. NCBI's taxonomy places the organism in Eukaryota, Metazoa, Arthropoda, Insecta, Lepidoptera, Nymphalidae. The record is from the annotation of a GenBank genome assembly.